GAGAGAGGUGAGCUAGAGAGACUGUCUCUCCUGACUGCAUUAGGAGCUUCUAGCUUUUGUGAUUCCUUUUGAUCAAAUCUCUGUGUGAGACACGUGUCAUGCCCUCUUCCAGCCAGCUGUGAGGGGACUGGCCCGCCACCCGGUGGGGGAGGGGUGUGUGUGUGUUAGAGCUCCUAAGGCCUGUGGACACACAGCAGUGCGUCUGUCGAUUGCAGGAGAAAGUGUGUGUGUGUGUGUGUGUGUGUGCGUGUCUGCGUGAGUGUGUGAGUGUGUGUGAGUGAUGGGUCUCUCGCAGUAGAACUUGUACAGACAGGAGAUUCCGCUGGAAUGGCUAACUGCUCAGGAACUUCAGUCUGAUCAAAAUGUCUGAGGCUAUUUGCUGCACGGUUGUGAACUGCAACUGCGACAGUUUCAAACCAGGUAAACUGAGACGCAGACUUUGUGAACAUUGUAAGCAUGGCUGGGUCGCCCACGCUCUUAGUAAAUUAAAGGUUCAUCACAUGUAUCAGGGAAGCCAGGUGGAGAUUGUUCACUCCAACGUGGUGUUCGAUAUCUGCAGUUUGAUGCUUUAUGGGACUCAAGCAAUUCCAGUGCGACUGAAGAUCUUGUUGGACAGACUUUUCAGCGUUCUUAAGCAGGAGGAGGUCAUUCAGAUACUGAACGCGCUGGACUGGACUCUGCAGGACUAUAUUCGUGGCUAUGUGUUGCAGGAUGUGGCCGGAAAGGUAUUGGACCGCUGGGCCAUAAUGACCUUUGAAGAGGAGAUCGUAACGCUGCAGCAGUUCCUGCGUUUUGGAGAGACGAAAUCCAUUGUGGAGCUGAUGGCUCUGCAGGAUAAGGAGGGACAGGCAGUUGUCGUACCAACCACCAGAACCAAUUCUGACAUCCGCAGUUUCAUCGAAAGCAGCAUGCAGAGUUCUGUGCGGCUCCCAGCUAAAGCCGAAGCACCCGGCUGUAGCAACGGACACCACUUCGAGACGCUAGUGAACAGUAUGACCCUUAUGCUACCACUGCUGAAUUCUGUUCCUGCACCAUUCUUGAGCUCGGCCACUGAUUCCAGCUGCCAGGAGGCACAAACCAAACACGAGACAACAGAAAUAAGCCUUGACGCCGUUGCUCCGUUCAAUGCUGGGCCCAUCAGAGCAGAGGUGAUGAUGGACACAGAAUCUACAAAAAUGGAAUUGGAAGAGUUCAAUGUGAGUGGAAACUCCUCGCCCUCCACCCCCUGCACACCCUCCAUCACUUCUGAAACCACACAGAUGUCCCCAGAGAACAAGAUGAGGUAUGCAGAGAAGAGUGGAACCAUGAAGAAAGGUCGUGUAUUCUGCAGUGCCUGUGAAAAAACCUUCUAUGAUAAAGGCACAUUGAAGAUACACUACAAUGCCGUUCACCUGAAGAUCAAACACAAAUGCACCAUUGAAGGCUGUAACAUGGUGUUCAGCUCUUUGCGCAGUCGGAACAGACACAGCGCAAAUCCAAAUCCACGGCUCCACAUGCCAAUGAACCGCAAUAAUCGAGACAAGGACCUGCGGGGUGACCUGAGCCCGGGGCAGGAGGAGGAGGCUGACAAUGACAAGAGGGAGUUUACUUCUGGCCCAGAGAGCCAGGGGACAGUCUCUAGUUUUGUAAUGCGCAACCCAGAGCCCAAAGUGCACAGCUCUUUCUCCGGCAUCAGCCAGAGCGGAAUCCUCUUCCCCAACCUCAAGACUGUGCAGCCUGUGCUUCCAUUUUACCGCAGCCUGGUGACACCAGCGGAACUGGCUCACACGCCGGGCAACCUGCCAUCACUCCCAUAUGUGUCCUCGUCUGUGGCCACCAACGCCUGUCACAUGGAGAUGAGCUCAGAGCCAGCACCUAAGAAGAAGUCGAGAAAGUCCAGCAUGCCGAUAAAGAUAGAGAAGGAUGAACUAGCAGCAGAGGAUGUGUCGUCGGAGGAAAGUCCAGCCCUUAGUCCCUUUACAGAAACAGAAAAUUGUAAUGGUGUUAGCAUGGGUUGUGAAACACAGGGCGAACCUGUGGACUGUGAAACUAUUAACCGAUCCGCACCCCUUAGAUCCAUCCCCAAAGCACAGAACACAGAACUGGAUGCAUUUCUCACUCACGAGGACAGUUACAUCAUCUCGUCAUCGUCUUCUCUCAUAAAUUUGAAAAAGACUCACAACUCCACAGAGAAAUCCCCAAAAUGUGAAGAACCACCAUGUAGUUCACAGCCAGACCGACCCUGCAGCCAGCCAAGCAAUUUCACUGUAAGCCAUGGUGAACACUGUAUAGACAGCUGUAGUGACCCCGAGACCUUCUGCUCAGAUGAUAGAGUAGAACAGUCUCACCCGUGUGAGAUCUGCAACAAGACAUUCAAAAACCCUUACAGUGUGAAAAUGCAUUACAGAAACGUGCACUUGAAAGAGAUGCACAUGUGCACUGUGGAUGGCUGCAAUGCUGCAUUUCCUUCUCGACGCAGUAGAGAUCGACACAGUGCAAACCUGAAUCUGCACCACAGGCUGUUGACCAAAGAUCAUUCAGGAGCAUCAUCUUUCCGCAGAGAUCAUCUAGACUUCCUUGACAAAGAGACUCUGAGCCAGAUGUCGGCCAUUCUUAAAGGAAGCAACCGUACAGGCCUGGUGUUCCCCAUGAGUAAAGCACUGGUGAGAGAAGUAGAUUCAGCAGAGGGCGCUCUGGAGGAUGAAGCUGUAUUAGAUUUAAGCACCAGAGGAAGCACUCACUUUUCCUGGGACUCAGAUAUAGGCAGUGAGGAAGGGCUCCCCCUGGACGACAGCGACGAGAGCUGUGAUGGGCUGAUCGCUCAAGCGUCUGAAUCUCUGCCCUGCCUCAGUCAUCAGUCUCAUGGCUCAUCACCUAUAACCUGUCAUCUUUGUCAGAAAGUUUACAGCAACAAAGGUACAUUCAGGGCUCAUUACAAAACAGUUCACCUUCGACUUCUCCACAAGUGUAAAGUUCCAGGAUGCAACACAACAUUUUCCUCUGUUAGAAGCCGCAACCGACAUAGUCAGAAUCCAAAUCUACAUCGGAACCUCGCAGCAAACACCUUCAAUCAGGAGUUUGCAAACCCUACAGUACAACGUCUUGCGGUGCUGUCCCAGAAAGGGAAAAAAUCCCUGUCACGCACUUCUCCAGAUGUGUUCCACGACUCUGGAACGAUCUCCCUCUUGCCACAAGAUCAGUGGAUUCUGCAACUGUCUUUAAGAAUCGGCUAAAACACAUCUAUUCCGUCAACAUCUGACCCAUUAGUACAGUUUUCUACUUCUUUUCUGUUUUCCUACCCCCCCCCAAAAAAAAUUCUUAGCUUGGUAUACUGUGAUAGGGACUAGUUGUACUGCACCUAUGCAUUGUUGUAAUUUUGUUGCACAAAUUGCUUCUACUGUUUUUCCCCUACUUUGUACGUCGCUUUGGAUAAAAGCAUCUGCUAAAUGACUAUACAUGUAAAUGUAAAUGUAUAAAGCAAGCAUCACAUUUGUAAAAUGUAUACUACAUAGACUGCAGGUUUGUAAUUGGUUUCAACAUAAAAAGAAAAUUGAAUGAAUAGCAACUACAUCAAAUAUGAUAUUAUAUAUAUUAUGGUUAUUUCCAGUAUAUACAUGACACAUUUAAUCAUUCCAGAUUACAUUGAAAUUAACCAAAAGACCAAGGAAGAAUGAUAUAAAACCAGAAAAAUAUACUACACGUAAGAAUUUGUGAAAAAAAACCAGUGGUGUAAAGUAUUGGAGUAAAUGUACUUAGUUACUUUACUUAAGUAUCUUUUUGGCUACUUUGUAGUUGUACUGAGUAUUAAAGAUAUUAGCAACUUUUACUCUCUACUUAACUACAUUUUUGAACAAGUAUAUGUACUCUUUACUCCACUACAUUUGUAAUGACUAAUGCAGUUACACAUUACAUUUUGCAUGGCACCUAUCUUAUAAUUAAUAUUGCCAUUUACAGGGUAAUGAAGGUACUACAAUCUUGUGGAUUUUGCCCUAACUUACAAAAACUUGUCAACAUGGCUUCUUUAUAUGAAUAUGAGUGCAGUAUCAGGUAGAUGUCAAUCACUGGCGGUUUAUACACGGUUAGCCCUUACACGCUAUUUCUACAGUAAUAUAUUGGCAACACUGUUGCCAGCUAGUUGCUGUAGGUCACACAUCUACAAAAGCUCUUAUUUUUAAAACUAACUCUUCCUAAAUGUGCUCUAAACAUGUUUGCUCAAAAUUUGACCAUGUGGUGGGACUAUUGCCAUGAAGUGAUGUAAACCAGUAAAAAGAAUGUAUAGUAUUUCAAUUUUCAAAAGUGGUCUCACACUAUAUAGACAAAAUAUUAACCUAUAGAAUGAGUCGGACACAGAGAAAUGAACAAUCCACAUAUGAAUCUCAACAAUGGUGACAAUCAACUGAACAGCUUCAUGCUGCAAUGCAUGCUGGGUACAUAGUACAAAACUCAUUCAUGAUUGUUUGUCACCAUUGAUGAGGUUUGUAUGUCAAGUGUCUAACUGUGUCUCAAUUGCAAAGAAAGAUUUUCUGACAGAGAUCUUUCCAUUAUAACAUGUAAUCACUUUACCAAACAUAUCUUAAUAAA
This is a messenger RNA of Triplophysa rosa, 4560 nucleotides long. RefSeq names its product basonuclin 1 (gene bnc1). The transcript is spliced from 7 exons. Gene Ontology annotation, cellular component: nucleus. The coding region runs from base 363 to 3212 and encodes 949 amino acids. The record is from RefSeq and is a predicted model, not a curated record. NCBI's taxonomy places the organism in Eukaryota, Metazoa, Chordata, Actinopteri, Cypriniformes, Nemacheilidae. Gene Ontology annotation, biological process: regulation of transcription by RNA polymerase I.